AUGGCCAAGUGUGUCCAGAGUAAUCUGAACCAUAGUAGGGGGGCUCAGGAUCUACUGAGGCAGUUCGUGCUCGAGGAAGGGAUCGACAUAUGCCUAGUAUCCGAGCCAUACGUUGUCCCGGAUAUACCCACUUGGCUCAGCAGCGACGACGGCUUAGCGGCCAUACACUGGAGGGCAGGGGGUAACGCCGGCGAAGGCUCGCUCCUUGGGAAGGGUAGAGGGUAUGUGGCCGCUAAGAUUGGGGACAUUGCCGUCAUAUUGGUGUAUAUAUCCCCGAACAUACGACUGGCGGAGUUCAUUGCCCACCUGGAGGACUUGGCUCGGGUGAUCCAGCUGGCGGGGGACAGCGGACGGGGGGUACUUGUAGGGGGGGAUUUCAACGCCCGCUCACAUACCUGGGACCCUUCUUGGUCCAACCGUAGGGGAGAGCUGCUCGAGGAGUGGGUGGCAUCGUGUGGCAUGCGUCUCCGCAAUGCUGGCAAGACGGCGACAUGUGUGAGGCCACAGGGGUCGUCCGUCGUGGACCUGACAUGGUCGUCGGUAAAUCUGGGGCCGGUGAUCUAUGGGUGGCAGGUGUUGAAGGACCAGGAAACGCUGUCCGACCACCGGUACAUCUUGUACAGCGUUGGCGUUCCCAGACGCGAAGAGCGUAGGAGUGGAACGAGCCAUGUGCGGUGGAGUUGGUCGAAGUUCAACCCCGAGAAUUUUGCAGACGCUCUGUCCCUCACCCUCUCGUGGGGACCAGCCGGCGAGGACCACACAACACCGACGGGCCUUGCAGGGUGGAUCGAACGUAGUAUGACGCAGGCUUGUGAAAGCGACGCACUAGUGGAGCGAGGAGCUGGCGGAUAUACGCAGAUCCUGCGUAGCAGCGAGAGGGCGAGCAAGGCCAAGGCGUGGAGAGACCUCGUGGGUUCCGUGGAAGCGGACCCAUGGGGUCUGCCUUAUAAGUUGGUGAUUGGCAAACUGCGAACCUCCCAAAAAGGGUUGACGGAGACGCUGGAGGAGGACACUCUCAGAAGUCUCCUUAAUUCCCUCUUUCCAAGGGGAGACGGACGUGCACCGACAGCCCAGAGCGGCUCGCGAUGGGAUGAGGGAUGGGCGGUCACGACGGAGGAGGUCAGAGCCGCAUUAAAGAAAGGGUGCGCGCAAAGCGUCGCCCCAGGGCCGGUGGCGUAA
Diprion similis is the source of this 1179-nucleotide messenger RNA. RefSeq lists its product as uncharacterized. Gene Ontology annotation, molecular function: catalytic activity. The transcript has 2 exons. NCBI's taxonomy places the organism in Eukaryota, Metazoa, Arthropoda, Insecta, Hymenoptera, Diprionidae. The record is from RefSeq and is a predicted model, not a curated record. The coding region runs from base 1 to 1179 and encodes 392 amino acids.